AUGAGUUCUACAUCAUCGAAUAAUUCAAAUGAAAGGAGUACGCAAUCUUUGAGAGGACAGUCAUCGGGACAGGGUAGGAAGGGUCCGCCUGCUAAAUCCAAUAAUAAUAAACCUCCACCGGCAAUCUCUACUUCCGUUGAAAAAAGUCCGUCUAAUACUAGCUCUAAGAAUGGUAGUGGGGAUAGUUACUUUUCACCUAUUUCUCCAAAUUCCGAUGGGUAUAAUAACCCACUUAAAGGCGCUCCCGCUAUUAACGUGCAUGGUGAAUCUGUACAGUCAACUACCGAUAGAGAGAGUGGGAGUGGAAGAUCCUUCAAGGGAGUUCUUAAUAAUUUUGUUAGUUCAAUGACAGGACCCCCAAAGAGAGUUGAGAUUUCGUCACCGUAUGAUCCGGUUCAUUUGACUCAUGUUGGAUUCAAUCAAGAUACGGGAGAAUUCACGGGUUUACCUCAAGAGUGGCAGCAACUAUUACAAGAUUCGGGUAUCACAAAACAAGAUCAAGAAGCAAAUCCUCAGGCUGUGUUGGAUAUUGUUGGGUUUUAUCAAGAUAUUACAGGCAAUACAAACCCAAAAUUGAUCUGGGAAAAAUUCAAUGAUGCUAAAUUGACCAAGACACAACCUAAAGCGCCAACAGCCGGAUCAAGAUCGCCACCGCCGCACACUGACAAGACAUUCGAAAAUCCCCGAAUAGCUCCAUCGCCGCCACCAAAGAAGAAGUCCUCGCCUCCUGUACCAGCAAGACCAGCAAAUCCACCAUCACCAGCGGAGAUGAGAAAUAGACCAACAUCGCCAUCAUCGGCUCAAAGAUAUCCAAACAAAACAUCACAAGACCCACCAAGGCUCCCGCCAAUAAAUCUUCUGCCACCGCUCGACAGUCGUUCCACGCCAACGCCACCCCCAAAACAAUACAAACAACCACCGCGCCCCAAGGAAAACCUAAACCAAUCUCCUGUCCCUCCAGCAGCAAAACCAACUCCGUCAACAAAACCAACCCCGUCAACAAAACCAACUCCGCCAGCAAAACCAACUCCGCCAGCAAAACCAACUCCGCCAGCAAAAGCGCAAACCACACACACACCGAGUACUCGCCGAAGAGAACCAAAGACAAAUCCAACAAAAAAUUCAACGGAUAUCAUAGAGCGCUUACAAGCCAUCUGUACCGAUGCAGAUCCAACCAAGAUGUAUAGGAACCUGGUCAAAAUCGGUCAGGGUGCAUCAGGCGGAGUUUACACGGCAUAUCAAGUGGGAACGAAUUUGUCUGUGGCUAUAAAACAAAUGAACUUGGAACAACAGCCAAAGAAAGACUUGAUUAUCAACGAAAUUUUGGUUAUGAAAGAGAGUAAGCAUAGGAAUAUUGUUAACUAUAUUGACAGUUUCUUAUGGAAAGGCGAUUUAUGGGUUGUUAUGGAGUACAUGGAAGGUGGAAGUUUGACAGAUAUUGUGACAAGUAACAUAAUGACCGAGGGACAAAUUGCUGCUGUCAGUAGAGAGACUCUAGAAGGACUCGCUCAUCUGCAUUCUAAAGGCGUCAUUCACAGAGACAUUAAAAGUGAUAAUGUGCUUCUUGCCCUUAAUGGCGACAUCAAGCUUACUGAUUUUGGUUUCUGUGCCCAAAUCAACGAAAUCCAGAGUAAACGUACUACAAUGGUGGGCACGCCGUAUUGGAUGGCACCAGAGGUAGUAACACGCAAAGAAUAUGGUCCUAAAGUAGACAUUUGGUCGCUUGGUAUUAUGGCAAUAGAAAUGAUUGAAGGCGAGCCACCGUAUUUGAACGAGAAUCCGCUUAGAGCUCUGUACCUCAUUGCUACAAAUGGAACGCCACAAUUGCAUCAUCCGGAGAUUCUAUCUCCCGUGUUUCGCGAUUUCUUGGCCAAAUCGCUGGAAGUUGACGUUGAGAAACGACCGACAGCUGUAGAGUUGUUGAAGCAUCCUUUCCUUCAAAAAUCAGAGCCACUCCGUUCGCUAGCAUCAUUGAUUAAGACUGCUCGUGAGAAUGCUAAAAGAGGAUGA
Messenger RNA from Paraglomus brasilianum, 2010 nucleotides. The record is from the annotation of a GenBank genome assembly. Lineage: Eukaryota; Fungi; Glomeromycota; Glomeromycetes; Paraglomerales; Paraglomeraceae.